AUUUACUAAUGUUAUAGACGUUAUAGUAAUAUAAUUACUUAAACAGUUGGCUCUACCACUUAGUUCUAAUAGUUUUCAAGUCAAUUGUUCAUCAUGGAACACAAUAAUGCAAAAAGCAUAAUAUUUUAUAACGGACCAUCUGAAAAAUCCUCUUGUGGUUACUGUAAGAAAGAUAAUUCUAUGUAUAGUAAUGGAAUGUGGGCUUCUAGUCUUACAGUAGAAGCAUAUCAAGAUAUGAUUGAUCGUGGAUGGCGACGCGCUGGCAAGUAUUGUUAUAAAUCAAUCAUGGACAAGACUUGUUGUCCACUUUACACUAUCAGAUGUGAAGCUUUAAAUUUUGAGAUAUCAAAAUCACAGAAAAAAAUCAUUAAAAGAGUAUCUUCAUUUUUAAAAAAUGGAGAAUGUGAAAAAUGCCAAGUUAAUACUAAACAAGCUGAAAGAGAACCCUUUAUGAAGUAUGAAAUGCAAGAUGUACAAAAUCAUGAUGAUAAAAUGAAAAUUACUAAUACUGAUUAUUUGUUUGAUGAAGAACAACAAAGUACCUCUGUUAUUGGUUCACAUGAUAGUACUUUAGUUGUUACAAAUAAAGAAGAUAGCGAACAAGUUGUAUCUCUUAAUUCAAAUCAUAACUCUGAAACUCAGAAAGAAAUUAAAAAAGUUAAACCUGGUAAAGGGGCUGAUCCAAAUUUACCAAGUCCAAAAAAAAAAAAGUUUUUACGCAUUCAAAAAAAACUAGCCAAGGAUCCAAGUUUUGUACCCACAAUUACACCUCCUCAGCAAAAAUCUUUAGAAGAAUUUAUUGCUGAGAACGAUUUAGUAUCUACUAAGGAAGAUAAAAAGUUAAAAGUGUCCUUGGUCAAGACCGGCACAGAAGCAUUUUCUCGAACUUUCACUGCUGGAGCUACCCUAUUUGCCAAAUAUCAAAUAACUGUGCACAACGACAAACCAGAUGACUGUGAUAUGGAACAAUACUUAUCAUUUCUUGUUGAUUCACCUUUAAAGGAGCAAAAAUCAAGUCAUCCUGAUCAUCCAGGAUAUGGUUCAUUUCAUCAACAAUACUGGCUUGGUGAUAAACUAAUAGCUGUUGGAGUAUUAGAUAUUUUACCAAAGUGUGUAUCAUCUGUAUAUUUAUUUUACGAUCCAGACUAUCAUCAUAUGGUGUUGGGAACUUACAGUUCUUUAAGGGAAAUAUGUUUAGUGAGACAAUUGCACAACAUGUCACCCGAUUUGAAGUAUUACUACAUGGGCUAUUAUAUACAUACAUGCCCAAAAAUGCGCUACAAGGCAAAAAUUCGACCAUCUUAUCUAUUAUGCCCGCUUAAAUACACUUGGCAUGCAAUCGAUAAAUGUAUUCCAAAACUUGAGAAUAAAAUCUAUUCAAUAUUCGAUGAGUCUGAUGAUUCUCAAGAAGAUGAUAUUUUCCCAAUAGAUAAUAUUUUAAUACUAUAUCGUGGUUCAUUGAUGCCUUAUUCAGCAUACAAAAAAUAUGGAUCUAAGAAACAUCAAGAUGAACAUAUUAAUGAAUAUAAAACAUUAAUUGGACCUAAACUGGUACGACAAUUAAUUUACUGCAUUAUGGAUUAA
This is a messenger RNA of Melanaphis sacchari, 1584 nucleotides long. RefSeq names its product arginyl-tRNA--protein transferase 1 (gene Ate1). The transcript is spliced from 11 exons. Gene Ontology annotation, cellular component: cytoplasm. Gene Ontology annotation, molecular function: arginyl-tRNA--protein transferase activity. Lineage: Eukaryota; Metazoa; Arthropoda; Insecta; Hemiptera; Aphididae. Gene Ontology annotation, biological process: protein arginylation. The record is from RefSeq and is a predicted model, not a curated record. Bases 94 to 1584 code for a protein of 496 amino acids.